AUGCCAGAGCCGAUAUGGAGUCAACCAUCUCAACUAUAUGUACCGUUCUCUUCAAGGUUGUUGCUGGAGAACAGGUAUAGCUGGGCUUUGGAAAUGUCAGAUUCAGAAGUCGACUUACUCUCUGACCCCUCUCAGAAAUUCAUACCGCAAGAAGACGACGAGGAGACGCUCUGGGAGGUCACAGAAAUCCUAGAUGAGAAGAAAACCCAGUACAAGGUGCGAUGGAAGGGGAACGAUCCGAAGACGAUGAAGCCUUGGAAGCCAUCUUGGGUGGCCAAGCAUGACUGCACGGACGACCUGGUUCGGGAGUGGAAGAGGAAGAAGCAGGAGAAGCAACAGCGUAAAUCCGCUGCGAAACGAGGACGUACUUCGACUGCAUCCAAACGCGCUUCCACCGCGUCAACGGUCAAGCAACCUCUUUCCAAAGCCACUAUUUUGUCAACAUCCACCAGAACAACAGUGGAUGAGGCCACAAACCGACGCCGUCGCUCUAAUGCUGCUACUUCACGCUCUACGGAGACAGCUACACCGAAGAAACCUACACGAGACGCUAUGCACGAAGACGAGGAAGAGAAUGAGAUUAUUCAGCCUCAGAAACCUACGAAAGCUCAGAAGGGGACGAAACGAAAGCGUGUCGAAGCCAACAGCGCUAAUUCAUCUGCAAACCAGGUCUCAGGGCGUGGAGGCACCGUUGACGUCGAGGUUUCGGACGACGCAGGGACUACGAAGAAGGGGAAGACACCUGUUCCUGCUAGCCGCCCGUCUAAGAAGCGCAAGGUGGAGGUGUCAGGGUUCUCACUGGCAACGGCCAGCAUUCUUGCGAUACGGCAGGAGGAGGACGAGGAAGAGGAAAGGAUGGUCGAGGAUGCGCUUUCGGAGGGCCUACCGAGUCCGACGCGCAAUUUGGAACAUGAUAUGAACAUCGAGGAGCACUUCGUGUACCCUGACGAACAGGAUGUCGUGGAACCUGAAGAACCGCAACCGACGAAGAAUAAGGGCAAGGGCAAAGCUAGGGCUGUACCCGACGACGAAGAGGAUGACGAGGAUGAAUCUCCGAAAGCCACAAAAGCCCGUCCGUUCUCAUCCAAACGAAAAUCCCCUUUAUUCCGCGCUAGCACCCCGCCUUCUCCACCUCCAGAACGCAGGAUCGGUCCUCCCAAGGGCAAGCGACCAUCUCAAGCCAACGGAACAUCGAAAUCCAACUCCAGGUCCAAAUCAACCUCCAAGGAAGCUGAGGCACCUCCCUCCAAGAAACCUGCGCAGACAGUGAAGAAGCCUCGGGUUGGAACUGAGCGUCCAUACAACCUCGGGUCGGAGACAGAGCACGACGCACCGGGUCUCGAGUGGUUUACAUUGGAGCAGGAUAGCCCACUCGCCAUGCAUUCUGCGUUGAAGCUCGCACCUGCCAACGGCAGCUUCUGGGAGGCUCCGGUCAGCUCGCCGCAACGUGAGCCUGUUCUAUCGCCUGCGGCUUGGCAGAGGCUGGAGCAGUUCGAUGUGGAUGUUGGGCUGAAGAAGGCGAAGCGCAAGGCGGCGUCGGAGAGUGACGAUGGCGAUGGCGAUGAGGUCGAAAUUUUGCAGGAGAGGGAGAGGGCAGACGAGGAGGACAGGCGUUCGCAUUCCACGAGCUCGAAAGGGCCAUACCCUCCUGUAUCUAGCAGGCACUACGACAAACCCACGUCGUCUACAUCUAAGAAUCCUCCCCCCAACAGCAACACCCAACGGCGGCCGACUAACGCACACACCAAUUCCUACAUCACCGACGUCGUGCCCGAGACUGACCAGGAGCAAUCUCAAUCUCAAUCGCAAGAAAAGGAACAGCCCCCUGCAAACCCGCCAUCUACCCCGCAAGGCAAACCCACACUAAAGUCACGUAUGAAGCCACGAACACCCCUCUCUCGUCACUCCUCGAGUGCACAGAUCGAGGACAACGCUAAUGGCAAGGCUCUUCGACCCAUCCCGAUGCUCUCGCCCUCCACCUUCCAUCCUCUCAUGCAGCUUGACUCUUCGUUGCCAGACAGCAUCAUCGAGUCGGCAGACAGCCACGAAGACAACCACCACGAUGGAGAGGAAGAAGAUGCCCCGAUGAGCUCUAUCGAGCAGUUUGACUCGCCAGAGAAAGAUAAGCCAAUGCAAGGCCGGAAGAAGGUUCUUCUGCGGAAGGAGCGCGUGGGCGAUCGGAAGGGAAAGGGUAAGGAGAAGCAGCGGGACGAGAAUGCGGACAUUUGGGACUCGGAGCAGGUGGCCAGGCGAGGGCAGGAGCUCGCGGAGGCGGCGAAGAAGAAGCAACGGGCGAAGGUGCGGGCAGAGGGCAGAUCGAGCGCCGAAGCAGACGAGGACGAGCCUCACAAGCGGAAGAAGAAGAGCGUGGAUGAGAUCAUCGCCCGGAGUAGAAGUCGGAGCGAGAGCGUUGGGAGCUCCAAACAUCCUGCUGGAGACGAACAGGAUGAAGAGGAGGAGGAGGGCGUUGCAGACGCAUCUACUACCGUCGUGCCCUCAGGCUCCGGGCCACAGGUCAAUGACGCUAAUGCAGAGGCAGCUCCUCGACUUGCCGCACCCGUUAUGGCCCCCCCGGAACACGAUCUGACGACAUUACAGCAGAUGGAGGACGCCUACGUCGAUUUGAGCGGUGGAGUCGAUGAAACCAUCGAUAACGACUACGAUGCCAAUCCCGCCCCCGUCGAUCUGGAGGAUCUGCGGCAGGAGGAAGAGGAGUCAACUCAGGACCUCAUGGAAGAGGUACGAGCGGCGCAGAUGCAACAGCGACCGAUGCAGGAUGUUGACAUGGACGCUGGCUGGUCAGCUGGGCCCUCCAAGGCUGCUGGGCCUCCCAAGGCUGCUCCUCAGGGCGACGAGGAUGAAGAGGGUGAAUACCGCGAUGAUGUGUCAAUGGUCCCAGAAAUACACAUCGAGAACCCGAGCCGCGAACCGUCGACUCGUUCACUUUCUCCAGAAGAUGACGACCCGCAACCAGUUCAACGAAUGACACGCUCAAGAUCGCGGUCCAAAACCCCUACCGUUGCCAGCAGCAAGGCUAGCAGCAAACCGAAGAGUACUUUGCAAGUACCUGCUGUGAAAGGACCCAGUAGGAGGUCGGCCCAACCUACCACUGCAAGAUCGCGGUCUAAGAGUCCGAACCUCAAGCAGCAGGUGGAGGAGACCAUCCCUGAAAGCCGCCUCGAGGAGGAACGCUCUCGGAGUGAAACACUCGAACAGGAGCUCACUUCCAUUCGGAAACAGCUCCAGCAGCUCAAGGAGUCCACCAAGAGCAAGGAUGCUGAAACAAUCAAGCGUUUGUCUGAAAUCCAAGUCCUGUGGAACAGCGAGAAAGCGGAAUGGGCCACCGAACGCACUCAGCUCAUCGCCCGUGCCGAGUCUGCGAACAAGAGCAAGGAUAUCGAAACUACCAAGCUAGUAACGGAACUCCAAGCCCUCUGGGCCGGCGAAAAGGCAGGAUGGGAGACGGAACGUUCCCAGCUCAUUGCCCGCCUUGAAUCCGCGACGAAGGGCAAGGAAUCUGCGGAGAAGGACCGCGACUUCUUCCGAGAGCAGUACGGACAAGCUUCAGGGUUCGUCAACGCCAUUCGUGAUGAGAACAAGGACCUCGAGAAGAGGGCACAGAUUGCAGAAGGGCAGGCGGAGUCGGGCGUCAACCUUGUCAAGUCAACCUUCCAGCUACGUAUCAAGACCCUCGAGGACGAUGCCAAGGUGUGGCGCAAGAUGGCUGAGUUCGCUAUCGAGAAGGAUCGACGGACAAACGACGACAUACGUCGUCGUGCAGCGGAAGAACCUGGACUCCGAGCGCGUUGUGAGGAGCAAGAAAAGGACAUCGACGAACUUCAUAAUCACCUUGAGCUCACCGAGAUCGAGCUGCAGGAGAAGGAACAAGACGUGUCUCGGGUCAAUGCAGAGCUGAUGCAGUGGAAGAAGGAAACGACGCGGCUUACAGGAGAACUGAACGAGGCGCUGACCAAGCUGGAUCGGAUUGGGAGAGCUGGCGAUGAGGAUAGCCAGGGCAACGGGCAUGAGUUCGUGUACCGGUGCCAGUGGAGGCUGGACGGAAACAACGAAGCUUGCCCUGAAACUUUUCUGACUCUUGCGGAACUUGAGGACCAUCUAUUUACUGGGGCACAUCUGCGAUCCACGUAG
Molecule: messenger RNA, 4149 nt
Organism: Cyclocybe aegerita
Lineage: Eukaryota; Fungi; Basidiomycota; Agaricomycetes; Agaricales; Hemipholiotaceae
Source: the annotation of a GenBank genome assembly